This is a messenger RNA of Bactrocera neohumeralis, 1554 nucleotides long. RefSeq lists its product as uncharacterized. The transcript is spliced from 2 exons. The record is from RefSeq and is a predicted model, not a curated record. NCBI's taxonomy places the organism in Eukaryota, Metazoa, Arthropoda, Insecta, Diptera, Tephritidae. Bases 543 to 1475 code for a protein of 310 amino acids.
GCGGGCGGAAACAUAAUGGUUUCGGUAUUGGUCUGGUGCCGAUUCAUAAGAUAAGUGACCUUAUUUUUUGCUGUUAAAAUAAAAACUUAGUUUCAAAUUCCUAAUAAAUUCCCUUCAUUAACUGUAGGCUGUCCAUAUUAUUUUUCACAUAACCGUUUUUUUAAGAUGUUAUGUACAUUAUUGUAACAGCCGUUUUCUCGGUCCGGUUAGCGCUUAACCAAAACUUUAUCAACAAAAUGGCAACAUGGUUAAAAAUGGUUCUAUUAAUCUCUAGUUAUUAUGCAUAUUUGCAAUCAUAUACGGAAGAACUUAGAGUUGAAGUCUCUUCGCCUUGCCUCUUCGUCUCCCCGCCUACGAAAACUGGUUUGGGCGGCAGUAAAGCUACCGGCGGUUAUUAAAUAAUAUUAACCGGGAAUUGAGUAAACGGCCCUAAAUAAUACAAUUUAUAAUCAGCUGGUGAAGUAAUUAGUAUUAUAUUAUGACUACGAAUUGUAUUUAAAUUUGAAGUUGAUGUACAAGACUUCACCAGAUAUAGAAAGAAAAUGGAUUCCUGGCUUAAACAAACCAUAUUAUCAGACAAUCAGGAUUUAUCAACCAUUUGCUUCAAAUUGCUCAGCUGGUUGGAUACCGAGUUUUGUGGCACAAUGACGUAUAAACAUAUUGAAACAAUCCUUACGAGUGCUGUGUUCGUUGAUAUCAUAUUCGAAAUGAUGGGAGAAGAACUAACUAAGGAUUUAAUGAAGAAAUAUGCGCACCACAGGCUAUUUUUAAAAGAUCAUUGUAAAAGACUAAGUGAAGUUGGGGUAACUUUACAAUCAGCUGCUAAAAUUUUAGCAACUCCUGAUGGCUAUAAAUAUAUUUUUACCGUGGAAAACUUACUGAAGCAUUUGCUAACUGAUGUUAACUUGAUUUAUAAUAAUUCUAUGGGGUCAGCAAGAAAUAUAAGAAAUGAUAAUUCGAAGUACAAAAUGCAUUUAAUAGUUGAAAGAAUCUUCCAGUUGCCACCCAAGAAUAUUAAUAUUUCGGUGGAUAGGAUGUUGUCUCAUUGUGAUUUUUCUCUAAUUGGACAUAUUUUUUUGGAAAAUACAAAUAACCUACAUAUUAGCAAAUAUAAGAUUUUAGAAUAUAAAAUUUGCACAAAAAUUGCCAAAGGAAAUAUAAGUCCAUCUUUUAUAAAAUCGAUGUAUGUAACAGCUUCAAGUUCAUUAAAGGGUAACACUUUUUUUAAAUCGUGCCUUAGAAAUGAUGUUUUCGCCACUAGUUUGAUAGAAUUUUUCAUGCUAUUUUUUGAAAACAUUGAAAGAGUAGGAUAUAAUAUGGCAGGUAAUUCCAAGCAUAAUUUAUCUGACAUAAUUUUUUUAGUGCAUUGUGCCCUAAGUUCAAACACGCCUUCUAUUUCUCAAUUGAAUAAUACAAUACGUACUAACGAAACCGUUGCAAAACUAAUAAAAAAAUCAUUUUUUAUUUAUUAUUAGUAUUAUAGUUUAGUGUAAAUAGUAUGUACGUAUAUGUAAACAAAUAUUUUAAUUUCCAAUAAAAGUAUACUAAAUAGUA